AUGUAUCAUAUGCUCCCGUUUGCAUAUCGACCGCAGGCCAACUAUACGCGGGCUCAACAUGGCGAAUUUCAACGUUUCGUAGAGGAUUGUGUCGGAAAAAUUCUUCAAGAAUCUGACAUCAUCGAUGCCGACCAUCUGAUCGGAAGAAAAUUAUUCAACUCGCUUGACGCAUUCUUCUCGUAUGGAUUGCUGAGCGCCGACCGUGCCUACUGGAGAUGCAUCCGGACCUUUCUCCCGCGUGCUGAGCAAAAAAUGCUGAUCGCCGAGUGUGGAAAUGCGAACGAUCGCUUCUUGUCCAUCGGAUGGUUGAAGACGUCGCUCAACAAGGGAACUCUGAAUUUCAUGCUCCUCGCUCUCAACAACACGUGCAAUAAGGUGUACCUCACCAAGUUCUACCACGCAAACGCCUGCAUUCGCAACAAUGGAAUGUUGGAGGCUAUCACCGAUAUGGUCGAUCGUCUUCAAGCUGUUCAGUUUGCUUUCUACAGCACUCGCCAGCUCCGUGCCGAGGUCGCCCCAGCCGCUGUCAUCGAAACACCUGCCGUUCAGAUCUCCUCGAGAGCUGCUGCUCGUCAACGCAAGCUCACCGAAAAGGAAGCUACUCCAGACGUUCCCAACGUGAUCCCAACUGAGAUUCCAUCUCUUCUGUCCCAAGCCAUCGACCAAGAUGUUCUCCUCGACGAACUCGUUCGCAACCGUCAUAAUCGUCUCAACACUGAGCUCUACGACACUACUCUUCAGGAGAAUGACGAGGAGGAUGGGGCAUCUCCGUCUCAACUUGUCGAGGAGAAGUUGGAGGAUGUCAUGACCAAGAAGAUGUCGUGUGCUCACAUGGAAUCGAUGGAUCCAAAUGGGAUUGAAGAAAUCCUGGCUAUUGUCGAGCCGAAUGAAGUGUCGAUUCCAGAGUACAAUCUUGCCGAUGGAGAAUACCAAAUGAGCCAAGGAGACGUCCUAUACCUCGCCAUCAACAUCUUCGAAAAAUCAUCAGAGAAAAUCAUCGAGUGUUUCAAAGUAAUCGAGAGCUUUCACUCGGAUAGUAUGAAGCUUCGCUACUUUGUCAUGACCAACUACAACAUCUACGUUUUCAAAUAUCGUUGUCACACUCACAACGGAUCUCCAAAAAAUACCACCAACUUGUCAUCGGAAGGAUUCUUCAUUCCAACCAUUCGCAUGCCACACGAGCGUGUCAAGACAAUCAAGAUCAGUGUCGACAACCUUGCCUUUAUGGUUGAAGCCAACGAGGAAGGAUUCUGCCACUUUGUCCACAGUGAUGAGCGUGACGACAAAACAGUCUUCUCGUACUCGGCUGCCAUGGCUGGAUUGGAGUGUGGUGCUCACAUGAUCAACUCGCUCAUCCAAGUAGUCGAGCACAGUAGCUCUCCCGGUGCCACUCGCGUUGAGGUGGACGAUCAUAUUGGAUACAUGUGCAUGCUCCAGCCAAAUCUGGAGAAACAACUCCGACGCUCCCUUGACAUUCGUUCAGCUACUCUCUGCUUCUGGUACGAGCAGUCCCUUGAUGAACGUGAGCAAUCAACUGCCACAAAGUCGGGAUACUUGUUCAAGACGGUUGUUGGAAACUGGAUGAAGAGUACUGAAGAUGCGGAACAGAAGUAUUGCAUGAUUGUUGGCGAUUCGUUGCACUUGUUCACCGAUUCGAACUGCAAAGACGAAGAUAUGGUGAUCAGUUUGAGCGGAGCGACCGUCACCAAUAUGCAACGUUCAACGUUCCAACUCAAGUCAACUGAUGGUCAAUUCGAGUUCGAAUGUAGUUCGCAUGAAGAGCAAGAGGAAUGGAUCAAGAUUCUCACUCAAAUCAUUGAAAACAAAACCACAAAACCAUACAUGGCUCCAUGCCUUACGGUUGUCACUCAGCGCACCGUCUCAAUGGUUCAAGAGGGCGAGAAAUUCUGGAACGACGGAUUCUUGCGUCUUCUCGGCGAGCUCCGCUGCUACGAUUUCGAGCUUCUGAUUGUCGCUUUUCCACCAACAGACAAGGAGUGCUACUUUGCGAAUCGCUCUCCAGCCCUCUGCCUUGUCACCAAGGAAGGCACUAUCCACUACUUCUUUGUCCGCUUUGCCAAAGAACUUGAGCGUAUGGCAUACGCCAUGCAAAGCUCAUUCGAUAUUCAAUGGCUGAAACUCGAUGGAGAGGUGAUGAAUAGUUUUACUGGAAAGGCAAUCCACAACACUUGCUGCUCGGUCAAGAACCUUUGGCCAGUCUAA
This is a messenger RNA of Caenorhabditis briggsae, 2223 nucleotides long. The transcript is spliced from 9 exons. Bases 1 to 2223 code for a protein of 740 amino acids. Gene Ontology annotation, biological process: positive regulation of membrane tubulation; regulation of protein localization; lysosome localization. The record is from RefSeq and is a predicted model, not a curated record. Gene Ontology annotation, cellular component: endosome membrane. Lineage: Eukaryota; Metazoa; Nematoda; Chromadorea; Rhabditida; Rhabditidae. Gene Ontology annotation, molecular function: kinesin binding.